Molecule: messenger RNA, 1168 nt
Organism: Nezara viridula (southern green stink bug)
Lineage: Eukaryota; Metazoa; Arthropoda; Insecta; Hemiptera; Pentatomidae
Source: the annotation of a GenBank genome assembly
CCUACUUGUGUUGUGAUUCCCAUGUGGCUCGAAAUUAGUGAGUUUAAUCAUGAACAUUGAACACAUGACAGAAGAAAAAGAAGAAGCCCUUAAGAUCUUCAAGAAUCUUAAAGAUGUUGGUUCUCAAGUACUAACUCUUGUCAAUACGUUAAAAGAUCGAGUAGUUAAUGGUGAACUGGUAGUGGAAAAUGGCAUCAGCCUUUUGGAUGUAAAAAAUCAGCUUAUGAUACAGUACUUAUUAAAUUUAGCUCAGCUAAUAAUUUUAAAAACAACUGGAAAGUCAAUUGAAGGAAGUUCAGCCUUAGAUCGAUUAAUUGAAAACAGAAUUAUACUUGAAAAAUGUAAACCAAUUGAGCAAAAAUUAAAGUAUCAGAUCGAAAAAUACAUCAAGAGAUCUAUUGUUGGGUCAGUAGAUGACAAUGACCCUAGCAGUUUCAAAGCAAAUCCAGAAGAUUUAAUGGAGAAAUCUGAUGAAGAUGAAACAGAUGAUGAAGUGAGUGAGCAGAAAUCUGAGAAAAAUAAAGACAAAAGAAAAGCUGGUGUUUAUGUUCCUCCUAAACUUACAUCUGUCCCAUAUGAAGAUGAGAGGAGAGUUGACAAACAGAGUAAGCUCAUAGAGCGUUCAAGAAACCGUGCUCUUAGAUCUUCAGUCAUUCAAGAAUUAAAGGAGGAAUACCUUGAUAUUCCUGUGGAAGUUAAGGCCACCAAUUCAGUGCAGCAAAAAGAAGAUAAAUAUCAGAAAAUGAAAAAAGAGUAUGAAGAAAAUUACUUCACUCGUUUACCUGUAACCAAAGAAGAAAAAAGAAAAUCGAAGUUAAAAUUUUCAAUGGGCCAACUAAGUAAUGAAAUAACCCAUUUUGAAGAUACCAGCAUACUGCAUGGUGACACCACUGUAUUGAGUAAAAAAAGGAAAAGCGUGUAUAGAAAGGGAAAAGGAAAAGGAAAGAAAAGGAGGAAGAUCCGAUAGUAAAAAUUGCAAAAAAAUUGGUAUUACAUCACUAAAAAUUAAUUUUUGUUUUUUAUCGUUAAUGGUGCUAUAUUCAAAAAUACUUGAGAGUAUAUUGUGGCAUUGUAUAAUAAUAUUAUUGUACCAUUAUGUAAUACUACAGCAUAAUUCUCAUUUGUAAAUGUCCUCUAAUUUAAUAUACAACUAGCUGAUUUAUUAUUA